This is a messenger RNA of Fusarium coffeatum, 594 nucleotides long. RefSeq lists its product as uncharacterized. Lineage: Eukaryota; Fungi; Ascomycota; Sordariomycetes; Hypocreales; Nectriaceae. The record is from RefSeq and is a predicted model, not a curated record. Gene Ontology annotation, cellular component: cytoplasm. Gene Ontology annotation, biological process: ubiquitin-dependent protein catabolic process. The coding region runs from base 1 to 594 and encodes 197 amino acids. Gene Ontology annotation, molecular function: ubiquitin protein ligase activity. The transcript has 2 exons.
AUGGCUACUCAAUACGAAGUCGAACACAAUGUCAAGUUCACCGAAGCCCGUCGCUCAGGCCGUCGCGUAGACAUGGCAUCCUUCUUUUCGCUCCUUGAUCAGAUCGCCGAGCCCUCGGGCGCCCAGACCCCUCAUCACAACCCUCACGCAACGCCCACCCCCGUUGACACAGCCGCUCUCUUUCGCCUGCUCCAAGAACAGCUGCACCAACUUCAAACGACCGCCCCAACAGAAGACAACCGCGAGUUUCUCCAGUCCCUCAUCACGAACCUCGAGGACGACAUUAACGACCCUCCGACUCGACUGGCAGGUGUGUCACAAGAAUUCCUCGACUCGCUCGAUCGCGUAAACCGCAAGACGCUCAAGAAAGACGACGACUGCGCCAUCUGCAAGGUUCCUUACCUGGAAGACGAAUACUGUCUUGUUGUUGAACUGCCGUGCCAGGGUGGUCAUCAAUUCGAUCUCGAGUGCGUUGGACCUUGGUUGCGAAGUAAAGGAACAUGCCCCGUAUGUCGUCACGACCUAGUAGAGAAGAAGGCUCCCGUUGUGCAGGAUGAUAGCGAGGAGGAGGAUGGCGACAUGAUGUAUGCCUAA